Messenger RNA from Fonsecaea multimorphosa CBS 102226, 600 nucleotides. RefSeq lists its product as uncharacterized. NCBI's taxonomy places the organism in Eukaryota, Fungi, Ascomycota, Eurotiomycetes, Chaetothyriales, Herpotrichiellaceae. Gene Ontology annotation, molecular function: RNA binding. The coding region runs from base 1 to 600 and encodes 199 amino acids. Gene Ontology annotation, cellular component: nuclear speck. Gene Ontology annotation, biological process: mRNA splicing, via spliceosome. The record is from RefSeq and is a predicted model, not a curated record. The transcript has 4 exons.
AUGUCUCGAUCUGGUACCACCCUUUAUGUCACGGGCUUUGGUCAUGGCACCCGUGCCCGUGACCUUGCCUAUGAAUUUGAGCACUAUGGUCGUCUGGUCAGAUGCGACAUUCCUGCACCCAGGACUGCCUCAAGCCGUCUCUUCGCUUUCGUCGAAUACGAGAGCCGUCGCGAUGCUGACGAUGCCUACCACGAGAUGCAUAACAAGCGGAUCGGUCGUGAUGAUGUCUUGAAGAUUGAGUGGGCUCGUACUCCCCCUUCUGCGACAUGGCGAUACGAAGCUGGUCGUGGCCGUCGUGAUAGAACCCCGCCUCGCCGAUCAGCCCGUUCUCCCUCUCCUCGACGCCGCGAUUAUUCUCCCCGAAAGGACGAUCGCCGCGACCGUGACCGAGAUCGGGAAAGAGACCGGGACCGAGAUUACGAUGACCGACGACGCUCGCGCAGCCCGGCAGACCGCGAACGUGACCGAGACCGAGACCGAGAAAUGAAGGACGAUCGAGACCGCCGUGACGAUGACCGCGAUGGCGCUGCCAAUGGUGAUGACCGGAAAGCCCUGGACUCACCUCCCCCUGCUCACGAUGAGCUCGAUACUGCGGAAUGA